Lytechinus pictus (painted urchin) is the source of this 4511-nucleotide messenger RNA. Its product is annotated as long-chain fatty acid transport protein 2-like. The coding region runs from base 406 to 2292 and encodes 628 amino acids. The record is from RefSeq and is a predicted model, not a curated record. The transcript is spliced from 9 exons. NCBI's taxonomy places the organism in Eukaryota, Metazoa, Echinodermata, Echinoidea, Temnopleuroida, Toxopneustidae. Gene Ontology annotation, molecular function: long-chain fatty acid-CoA ligase activity; long-chain fatty acid transmembrane transporter activity.
GUACUCGCACGCUGGCGAUCCGUUCCAAGGACCCCCGUUUUCACAAAAUUGUAGUUCCGAAGCCCGUUCCGAGGACCCUCCUUUUAACAAUAAGCCCGCUCCAAGGCCCCCGUUUUUUGUCUCGUCCGCGGCACACCCCUCCCACUUUUUUGGUCGAGUGCCCCCCCCCCCCGGGAUUCAGCGUAGGCCCUUUGAACGGGUCAGAUUGAUCGAAGUCCAUAUUUGUUUACCACUUUAGGUGAGUUGAAUGUUCAUAUAUCGUUGUCUGACAAUCGUACACUGGAGAGAAUUAUAUGUAUCUUCAAAACAGUAGCUUUAUUAUAUGACGAUCACUUUUGCGUUUCAGCAGUGAUAUGCGAUUUCAAUUUUAUUUCAUUUCACAAAAGACGGAAUUUGAUAUCUAAAAUGCCGUCGUGGAAUACUAUUCAGAAAGCCGCUCUAGUUGCAGGUGUUUCCAUACCUCCAGGUUACGCGUGGCUUCGGUGGAAAUACCCUCAGCUAUGGACCGACAUAGAUUUUUACCGAAAGUUAAAAGUCUACUUCAAAAUGAUGGAGCACUGCCAGAACUCGAAGCUCUCUAUUCUCCACUUCUUCGAAGAACAUGCCAGGAAACAACCCAACCAUCCCUGUAUUUUAUUUGAGAAUGAGACGUACACCUAUGGAGAGGUGGCUGCUAAUGUGAACCGCACAGCUCGGUGGGUCCUAGGUUCGGAUCCCAGCUUGAAGAAAGGAGACGCGGUGUGUGUUCUAUUACACAAUGGACCUACUAUCGUUUGGACUUGGUUAGGGUUGCAAAAGAAGGGUAUCAUAUCAAGUAUGAUCAACAACAAUCUAAAAGGACAGGCUCUCCUACACUGUAUUAAAUCAAGCUACGCAAAAUACAUCAUCUUCGGUUCAGAGUUUCUAGAUGCGAUCAUCGACAUCAAAGAUGCCCUACGAGAUCUGAAUAUGGGUUUGUGGAUGAUCAAUGAUACUCGCAUACCUGGUCUCCUACCACCCGAUGAUGUGGUUACCAUGGAGAUAUCAACCAUGUCUGGAGAACACCUCCCCACUGUACCAAUCACUGGUCUCUCAGAUGUCGUUUCUUAUAUAUUUACAUCUGGAACAACAGGAAUGCCUAAGCCUGCCGUCAUCGGUCAUAACAAGCCCCUAGCUGCUGCCCUCUUCUAUCAUGUCAACACCGGUCUAACACCGGAUGAUGUUCAUUAUAUAGCCUUACCAAUCUACCAUUCAGCAGCUCUACUCAUGGCAGUGUCAGGGAGUCUUUACCACGGUGCCACCCUUGCAAUAGCACGGAAGUUUUCGGCAUCACACUUUUGGGAUGACGUCAGGAGGUUUCGAGUAACCAUCUUCCAAUACAUCGGGGAGAUAUGCAGAUAUCUCCUUGCCCAACCUCAGAAAGAGAACGAUGGUGUCUACCCUCGACCGGUGAGGGCGAUAGGUAACGGUCUAAGACCCGAUAUCUGGAGGGAGUUCAAAGCAAGGUUCAACAUCCAACAGAUUUUCGAGUUCUACGGCGCCACCGAAGCCAACUUCGCUUUCCUCAAUACAGAUGACCACGUUGGGAGUAUGGGAAGAUACUCCUGGCUUUUAAAGAGGAAUGUGGGCAACGUAGAAAUCGUUGAUUGUGACACCGAGACUGGAGAACCAAAACGUGGUCGAGACGGUCUAUGCAUUCAGCUGCCUCGUGGCUCGAUAGGCUUGAUGCUCUUUCAGAUCACAGAGCAAGCAGCAUUCGCUGGAUAUCGUGGACCGGAAGACAUGACCCGGAAGAAGAUUGUGAGUGACGUGAAGACGAAAGGAGAUUCAUAUUUCAAUACUGGAGAUCUCGUCAAGAUAGAUGUCGAUGAUUACAUUUACUUUAUUGAUCGUCUUGGAGAUACAUUCAGAUGGAAGGGAGAGAAUGUGUCUACCCUGGAAGUUUCUCAUGCUCUUGGUUUGUUUUCAGCAAUAGUCGAAGCCAAUGUGUAUGGUGUUUAUGUACCAGGUCACGAUGGACGGGCAGGGAUGGCAUCCAUUGUUCUACAUAAAGGAGCCACCUUAGAUUUCUCAGCUCUCUAUCAGCACAUCAGCUCAUCUCUCCCAGACUACGCGCGGCCGAAGUUUCUCCGACUGCUCGAUGAGAUGGACCUAACUGGUACAUUCAAACACAAGAAGACUGAAUUGAUGAAGAGGGGGUUCGCUCCCGAUGGAUACGGAGAAGUUUACAUCAUUGACCCGCUAAAGAUGACAUAUGAACCAAUUAAUCAUGAUCACAUUAAGGUGUUAACAGCAGGUCAUUCAAAGUUAUAAUUCAUCAUGUUUAUUAUAUCAAUAUUGAAUUCAAUCUUGAACAUGGAGACUAGUAUCUUGAAUAUAAUACUUAUCGGUGGUGACGAGCACUACAAUCCUUUAAAAACAUGAAUCAUAUUCACCAAUGAAGAUGUGAAUAUAUAAUUUUGACAUGUUAAUGGUAACCAUGGUAACAGAUUAGCACGGUGUUUGUAUCAAUAAUAAAGCAAGUGUUAAUCUCCAUCGGGUUUUAAAACUAAACCAUUAUCAUGAAAAUGUGUUCAUCUGUUCUCGACAAGUUCGAAGACAUCCAAUGACGAAUCAAUAUCUUGCUAACAAGGAGUUAUAUUAAUUUUACAUUUCUUCGACUGAUAUCUUGCCUAAAUGAAACUGUUGAAUGUAGAUGCACGAAAAUCCUGGUUCUCCUUUUUGUAGUUUUUUUUUCUUAUCGUAAAUAUAUAUAGAAGCUGUCUAAAUAUCUCUGUCUUCUUUAUAAGCAGAUCUUCUCUUCCAAAUAUAAUUUCUUUCAUGAAACAUUUUGUUGGAUCUAAAGGCAUCUAAUCCUAGACGGUUGGUUUAUAUAUAAAUGAUCAAGAAAUUCCUGGUUCCCCAUUAAAUGUAUUCUUAAGCACAAUUUUAAAAAGUACGCUCGACCCAUUAUAUAAUGGGCCUUCCUAAAAAUAUUUGUCUCCGUUUUCUUGUUCUAAUGAAAAUAUGUUAUGGUCUAAAUUUAAAGUGAUAGUCACUAUAGAACAGCCCAUGAUUUUAUUCGAAGGCGAUCAAUCAAAACAAGUAAGAAUUAUGCAGGUGUUUCCAAAUUGGUAAAUUAUCGAAAUACAUGUGCUUAUACACACAAGAUUCAAAGACCAUUUGAAACAUUGAUCAUAUUCAAGGAUAAUGUUAAAGUCAGGGGCGGAUCCAGCUUUCACCAAUAGGGGUGGGGGGGGGGGGCCGAAAAAUAUUUUCAUCAACAUUUUUCUCUAUUGGCCGCUAUAAUCUGUUUUUUUUUAAGGGGGGGGGGGUGGUUUUUCAUGGGGUAGUCCUAACUAAAGACUGAUGUUUUAAGUAUUUGUUAGUUUUUACUGUUAUGAACAAGAUAUAAGGUAUUUCAUGUGGUCUUGAUAUAUAAUGCGAGCGCAAAGCGUGAGCUCAAAUUCUUUGAUAUUUCGUGUCCUUAGACCUGAAGAUUCUGAGCAGUUUUUAUAAUCAUGAACAAAGAUAAGUAUCUAACUAAACAAUGCGAGCGCGAAGCGUGAGCCAAAAUUUUUAGUAUAGUAGGCUUAGCGUGAAAAGGAACUUAUAGGACUGUUUUAGUGACUAAUGAAGAGGAUAAACAUAUCGCCAAACAAAUAAUGCGAGCGCGAAGCGCGAGCUGAAAAUUGUUGACAAUCCGAACUGAAAACUGGACAUUCUAAGCAUUUUUUAAAAUCAUGAACAGGACAGUCAUCUAACUGAAUAACUGGUCCGAGUGCGAAGCGCGAGCUCAUUUUUUUAAAUAUUUUAUGUAUUUAGACCUGAAAGACCUGAAGAUUCUGAGCAGUUUCUAUAAUCGUGAAUAAGAUAUGUAUCCAACAGAACAAUGCGAGUGCGAAGCGUGAGCCGAAAUUUUAAUAUAGUAACGUGAAAAGGGCCUAAAAUGGUACUGUUUUUAGUGAUUAAUGAAGAGGAUACAAGUAUCACCAAUUAAAUAAUGAGAGUGCGAAGCGCAAGCCCGAUUUUUUUUUUAUAUAUUCCGACCUGAAAACUGGACAGUCUAAGCGCGUUUUUAUUUAAAUAAAAAACAAGCUGUGUGUCUCAAACAAUUAAACGCGGGCGCGAAGCGCGAUCUUAAAUUUUUGAUAUACUGACAUGAUAAAGGGACUUUUUGAGAAAUUUUGGUAAGAAUUCCUAAAGAGGAUAGGUAUCUCACAAAUCAAACACUGCGAGCGCGCAGCGCGAGCUGAAAUUUUUGAUAUAGAGUCUAGGUCUAUAUUAACAAUUUGUGUAAAUCAAACAAAAUAAUGAAAGCUUGAUGUGCGAGCUGAAAUAUUGUGUGCAAAUUUAUGUCAGAACUGGAUAUAUUAAGUGCCAUUUAAUUUUCUUGAGUGAGAUUCAUUACGCAGGUAAUGCGAGCGCGAAGCGCGAGCGAAACAAAUUAUAUAAAGUCUGUUUUCCAAUUCUUCCCCUCACCUUUUUCUCGUUUCCUUUCGGGGUCGGGCCGGCCGUUACGAGGCUGUAAAUUACACAUCAUGGGUAAAAGA